Molecule: messenger RNA, 6618 nt
Organism: Leptonychotes weddellii (Weddell seal)
Lineage: Eukaryota; Metazoa; Chordata; Mammalia; Carnivora; Phocidae
Gene: NUP155
Product: nucleoporin 155
Biological process (GO): protein localization to nuclear inner membrane; transcription-dependent tethering of RNA polymerase II gene DNA at nuclear periphery; protein import into nucleus
Cellular component (GO): nuclear pore; nuclear pore inner ring
Molecular function (GO): protein binding; structural constituent of nuclear pore
Source: RefSeq, a predicted model, not a curated record
CGCCGAGGCGCUCGUUUGGCGCGCGCGCUGUAAGCUGUAGGUCUGAGCCAGGGUGUUGGGUUUUUCUCUCUUUUCUCCUUGGUUUUUUACUUUUUUCAGACGCUGGUGUCUCCGAGUCUCGACAUGCCGUCUUCUUUACUGGGCUCGGCGAUGCCGGCCUCCACGUCGGCCUCAGCUUUGCAGGAAGCUCUGGAAAAUGCAGGGCGGCUCAUCGACCGUCAGUUGCAAGAAGACCGCAUGUACCCGGACCUUUCCGAGCUUCUCAUGGUGUCUGCCCCAAAUAGUCCCACUGUUUCUGGGAUGUCAGAUAUGGAUUAUCCUCUACAAGGACCAGGUUUGCUGUCAGUACCCAACCUUCCAGAGAUGAGUUCCAUCCGAAGAGUUCCUCUCCCACCUGAACUUGUUGAACAGUUUGGACAUAUGCAGUGUAACUGCAUGAUGGGCGUGUUCCCUCCUAUCAGCAGAGCUUGGCUCACAAUUGACAGUGACAUAUUCAUGUGGAACUAUGAAGACGGAGGAGACCUUGCCUAUUUUGAUGGACUUAGUGAGACUAUUCUUGCUGUGGGACUUGUGAAACCAAAAGCUGGCAUCUUUCAACCUCAUGUACGACACCUCCUGGUUUUGGCAACCCCUGUGGAUAUAGUGAUUCUUGGACUUAGCUAUGCUAAUUUACAAACAGGUUCUGGGGUUCUUAAUGACAGUAUGUGUGGUGGAAUGCAGUUGCUUCCAGAUCCUUUAUAUUCUCUUCCCACUGAUAAUACUUACCUUUUAACAAUAACUUCCACUGAUAAUGGGAGAAUUUUCUUGGCUGGAAAAGAUGGCUGUUUAUAUGAAGUAGCAUACCAAGCAGAAGCAGGUUGGUUUAGCCAAAGAUGUAGGAAAAUAAACCACUCAAAGAGCGCACUUUCUUUCCUUGUUCCUUCAUUGCUACAAUUCACAUUCUCAGAAGAUGAUCCUAUUGUUCAAAUUGCAGUUGAUAAUUCUAGAAACAUUUUAUAUACACGGUCUGAGAAAGGAGUAAUACAGGUAUAUGAUUUGGGCCAAGAUGGACAAGGAAUGAGCAGAGUUGCCUCAGUUUCACAGAAUUCUAUUGUUUCUGCUGCUGGAAACAUUGCUAGGACCAUAGAUCGUUCUGUUUUUAAGCCGGUUGUUCAAAUAGCAGUGAUUGAAAAUUCUGAAUCCCUGGACUGUCAGUUAUUGGCGGUUACACAUGCAGGUGUAAGGUUAUAUUUCAGCACUUGUCCAUUCAGACAACCAUUAACACGACCUAAUACAUUGACACUGGUUCAUGUCCGCUUACCUCCUGGAUUCUCAGCGUCUUCAACAGUGGAAAAGCCUUCAAAAGUACAUAAAGCUCUUUAUAGUAAAGGCAUUCUACUGAUGGCAGCUUCAGAAAAUGAAGAUAAUGACAUUUUGUGGUGUGUCAACCAUGAUACAUUUCCCUUCCAAAAGCCAAUGAUGGAAACCCAGAUGACAACCCGUGUUGAUGGUCAUUCCUGGGCUCUUUCUGCAAUAGAUGAAUUGAAAGUAGAUAAAAUAAUUACACCCUUAAAUAAGGAUCAUAUUCCAAUAACUGACUCACCGGUUGUGGUACAGCAGCACAUGUUGCCUCCAAAGAAAUUUGUUCUCCUCUCAGCACAGGGAAGUCUUAUGUUUCAUAAACUUAGACCUGUAGAUCAACUGAGACACCUACUUGUGAGUAAUGUGGGUGGAGAUGGAGAAGAGAUUGAAAGAUUCUUUAAAUUACAUCAGGAAGACCAGGCUUGUGCAACCUGCCUUAUCCUUGCUUGUUCCACUGCUGCCUGUGAUAGAGAAGUAUCUGCAUGGGCCACUCGGGCUUUCUUCAGGUACGGUGGUGAAGCACAGAUGAGAUUUCCACCCACUCUCCCUGCUCCAAGUAAUGUUGGUCCCAUCUUGGGGUCUCCUGUCUACUCUAGUUCUCCUAUUCCUAGUGGUAGUCCAUAUCCAAAUCCAUCAUUUUUGGGAACACCGUCUCAAGGUGUACAUCCUCCUGCCAUGUCAACUCCAGUGUGUGUUUCAGGAAACCCAGCAACUCAGGCCACAAGUAUGAGUUGUAUGGCUGCACCAGAGAUUGUGUACUCUGGAAAACACAAUGGUAUUUGCAUUUACUUUUCUCGAAUCAUGGGAAAUAUCUGGGAUGCGAGUUUAGUUGUGGAGAGAGUAUUCAAGAGUGGCAACAGAGAAAUCACUGCAAUUGAAAGUAGUGUUCCCUCCCAACUGUUGGAGUCAGUGCUACAAGAACUAAAAGGUUUGCAAGAAUUUCUAGACAGAAACUCCCAAUUUGCAGGGGGACCAUUAGGAAAUCCAAAUACAACAGCCAAAGUGCAGCAGAGGCUGAUAGGAUUCAUGCGUCCUGAAAAUGGAAAUACCCAGCAGAUGCAACAGGAACUGCAGAGGAAGUUUCAUGAGGCUCAACUGAGUGAAAAGGUUUCACUUCAGGCAAUCCAGCAGUUGGUUCGAAAAUCAUACCAGGCUCUGGCUUUAUGGAAGCUUCUUUGUGAACAUCAAUUCACUGUCAUUGUAGGAGAACUUCAGAAGGAAUUUCAAGAGCAGCUGAAAAUCACCACCUUUAAAGAUCUGGUAAUCAGGGACAAGGAACUGACCGGGGCAUUAAUUGCUUCUCUUAUCAACUGCUACAUCAGAGAUAAUGCUGCUGUUGAUGGCAUUAGUUUACACUUACAGGAUAUCUGCCCACUUCUGUAUAGCACUGAUGAUGCAAUUUGUUCUAAGGCAAAUGAACUCCUCCAGCGUUCCCGACAAGUUCAAAAUAAGAUUGAAAAGGAAAGAAUGUUAAGAGAAUCCUUAAAGGAAUAUCAGAAAAUCAGCAAUCAAGUGGACCUUUCCAGUGUUUGUGCUCAGUAUAGACAAGUCCGUUUUUAUGAGGGUGUAGUGGAGCUCUCUCUUACUGCUGCAGAAAAAAAAGAUCCUCAGGGUCUUGGACUUCAUUUCUAUAAACAUGGAGAACCAGAAGAAGACAUCGUGGGACUGCAGGCUUUCCAAGAAAGAUUAAACAGUUACAAGUGUAUUACAGAUACACUUCAAGAAUUGGUAAAUCAAAGUAAGGCUGCUCCUCAGUCUCCCAGUGUACCCAAAAAACCUGGGCCUCCAGUAUUGUCAUCUGAUCCCAAUAUGCUGAGUAAUGAAGAAGCAGGACAUCACUUUGAACAAAUGCUUAAACUGUCUCAACGAUCCAAAGAUGAGCUCUUUAGUAUUGCCCUUUAUAAUUGGCUAAUACAAGCUGAUCUUGCAGAUAAGUUAUUACAGAUUGCUUCUCCAUUUCUGGAGCCACAUCUAGUCCGAAUGGCCAAAGUUGAUCAAAACAAAGUUCGUUAUAUGGAUUUACUCUGGAGGUAUUAUGAAAAGAACAGAAGCUUUAGUAAUGCUGCUCGUGUCCUGUCCAAAUUGGCUGACAUGCAUAGCACAGAAAUUUCACUUCAGCAGCGACUAGAGUACAUUGCUCGAGCCAUUCUUAGUGCCAAAAGUUCCACUGCCAUUUCAUCGAUAGCUGCGGAUGGUGAAUUCCUUCAUGAAUUAGAAGAAAAAAUGGAAGUUGCUAGGAUCCAACUUCAGAUACAAGAGACACUACAAAGGCAGUAUUCCCAUCAUUCUUCUGUACAGGAUGCAAUUUCUCAGCUGGAUUCUGAGCUAAUGGACAUAACUAAGCUUUAUGGGGAAUUUGCUGACCCAUUUAAACUUGCAGAGUGUAAACUUGCAAUAAUUCAUUGUGCUGGUUAUUCAGACCCUAUAUUGGUGCAGACACUUUGGCAAGAUAUCAUAGAGAAAGAAUUGAAUGAAAGUGUAGCGUUGAGCUCCUCAGAUAGAAUGCAUGCUCUUAGUCUCAAGGUUGUGCUCCUUGGCAAAAUUUAUGCUGGCACACCUCGCUUCUUUCCUUUAGAUUUUAUUGUGCAGUUUUUAGAGCAGCAAGUUUGUACUUUGAACUGGGAUGUAGGUUUUGUAAUACAGACAAUGAAUGAGAUUGGAGUGCCAUUACCUAGACUACUGGAAGUAUAUGAUCACUUGUUCAAAUCACGGGAUCCAUUCUGGAACAGAAUGAAGAAGCCACUGCACCUUUUGGAUUGUAUACAUGUACUGUUGGCAAGAUAUGUUGAGAAUCCUAGCCAGGUUUUAAAUUGUGAGAGGAGAAGAUUUACGAAUCUGUGCCUGGAUGCCAUUUGUGGUUAUCUGGUUGAGCUUCAGUCUAUGAGCUCUUCAGUGGCAGUACAAGCCAUCACGGGAAAUUUUAAAUCUCUCCAGGCUAAACUAGAACGGCUUCAUUAAUUAUUGUAAUGUAUUGUCGUCCAUGCAUUUUAAUCUGUAAAAUAAAAGCUCAGUUGGGUCCAGAUAUCAGGUGCUUUAAAUCUAAGAAUUUAAGAACAAUUUUAAUAGAAAUGUGUUUUUAACAAGUGGCUAAUAUCUACAAACAGUACAUUUGCCAGAUGAAUUAUUUUUUAUUACUAUUUUGUUUUUUAAUAAUCAGGUUUAAAAAACAAGUGAAAUAAGAUUACUUAACACAAAGAUAAAAACAUUUAGAAAUUCUUAUUUUUAAUUUAAUGAAGGCAGAAAUUUUGAAUUUAUACUAUUCAUUUUCAAGUUAGUCCAAGGAUGUUGAUAUCAAAACUUCAAUAGGCUAGCUGAGCAAGUCCCAUAACACUGGAUUCUACAGUAAUCCUAAUAUAGGCAAAUAAACACUGUCUCUUAAAAAAUCAUUUAGGUUUGGGUUCAUCUUUGGAAAGAAAUUUCUUCUACCUACUAAUUUUGUCAAUUGUAAUUCUUGAAGAUAUUCUUGGCUGUUUUUUGAGCAGGUGGCAAACGUGUAACUAAUAUUCUAUGUCCUAAAAACCUACACAAGGAGAUACUGUUUUCCAUUUAGUGUCUACCUACCAGUCCUUGUGACUGAUUACCGACUGCAUUAAAGCAGUGGUUCUCAAAGUGUGUGCACCAAACCAGCAUAGAAGCCUCAUCUGGGAAUUUGCUCCCUGUUUGAUUCUUUUUCCUCCCAAUCAGUAACCACAACAAAUGAGUUUUACCCAAGACACAAUAUAUAAAGUAAAAUUGUUAGUAAUGUAGUUUUUAGUCUUCAACAAAUUGGAAUAACGAAACCAAGUCAUGGCAACAACAAGGAAGGAGAAUAGAGUGGGAAUGACCAGGACUAACAAAAAAGCAAGGACAUGGACUUCUUUCCUCUCACCUGUUAUGCCAUCAAGAGUAAUUACCUUCUGCUUAUUGUCAUUGAAGCAGGUUUAACAAUUUUUAUAGUACAUUUUGAAAAUAAUUUUCCUUCCCGUUUUUUCCCAAGAUCAUAGGUUGACCUUUUUUGUAUUUAUUCUCUUAGAAUUUAGCUCCCUUUUUCCUGUAAUCUAAUACAUAAUAUUUAAUAGACUGUCAAAAUGUCACUCAUUAGGUACCACUACCUCUCAUAUUUUUCAGCUUUCAGUUCCUUAAGUUCAGUUUUUUUGAAUAUGUAAAAUGAAUGUAAGUUAUGCAUUGUUAAUCUGUAAACUUAAAAUUCUUUACGUCUACUUAAAAUGAAAGUCUUGCUUAAAUGUUAUUUAGCUGUGACUCCAAUUCUGCUAUAAAUAUAUAUAUUUUUAAGCCCAUUUACACACAAGCAUAUUAAUAUAUAUGUUAAAUAUACUCAACUCACGAUAUUGAAGCUACAUCUUUUAAAAGGACUGUAAGCUAGCAUGGCUAAAUGGUCCUUAGGAGUCAGACAUCUGAACCCUGUUCCUUUUAUCACAGAGCACUUUUGAGAGGGUUUAACAGUUCCAGCUGCAUAGCAGAUGUUUUCCAUACCCUUGGGAGGGAGAGAUCCCUAAGAGAACUUAGGUCCCCUCCUUUUUAGCUCUCUAGAACAGUGUUUCUAAAACUUGUAAUUUGUAAGAAUCACCUGGAUAACCUGCUAAAACAGAUGUUCCACCUCUAAUGUGAUGCUGAUACUGGUGGUCAGUGGAUCAAGCUUGGAGUAGCAUUGUUCUAGCACAUUUAUCCACUGUAUUAAUAUAUCUUGUACUUGUUUAUUCAACACAUUAUUUCUUUAUAGUGACUAUUAAACAUAUACAGGCAACGAAUAAUAAGUUGAACAUUAUUUAUGAAACAGUGCAUUCAUCGUAGGCAAUGACGAGUCACUGAAGAUCUUGAUUGUGACAAAUUUUUUUAGGUAGAUCAUUUUCAUUUGGCAAAAUGGUCAGGAAAGAAGAGAAAAAUCUAUUUUGAGUAACUGUGCAAGGUAUGGGAUAUUGACCCUGAAAUGCAUGUGAUGUAUGUUCAACAUUUCUUUAGUUAUAACAUAUGUGACUUACUAGUGACUUUUUCAUUGAACACUUCUCUGCUAAUCACUUGCAUUUCCUCCACGUUUAUGUUAUAUAGUUAAUUUCAAUCUCAGGAUUCACAGAUUGCUCAUUCUCUUCCUCAGGAUACUUCCCACCUCUUUUUUCCUCUUACUCAUGAGAGGAAAAAUUAUGAUAGUGAUACAGUUGUAUCAAGAAAAUGAAGAACUGGAAUAUUGAAUGUAAAGGUCUUGAAAGGGCACAUAAUUUUCUUUCAUUUUCUAUCAGUUUCUUCAUUUAAAUUCUCUUAAUAAAGCUUUUUUUUCCAGAA